UCCUAAUUUAAUUUGGUUAGUUGGUAUUAUAAAUAAGGGUGUUCUAUUACAUAUUUUUUCAUAUAGUAAGAUACUUGUGUUAUUUUAUAAAGCCUCCUCCCUCUCAUCUCUAAUUGCUCUGUGAACAUGAGUGACGAAAGAAGAGUUCACCCAAAUUGUGGGAAUGGUUCGAACCCUUAUCAUGAAUGCAGUGAAUAUUGCUUCAAAAUAAUAGCGGCAAUAAAGAAGCAAAUGAUCAAAGCUGAAACAUGUGUGUUGCAAGCUAAUACUGUUGAUGUUCAUCGCUCCGAUGCACCUGAUGAAAGAGAUGGUGUUGAAAGUCACAGUGAUGAUGGAGAGGAUAAUAUGGGAGAAGAGUCGGUGAAUCUGAUAACAGGGAGGAAGAGGAAGUUAUUUGAAUUGAGGUUAAAAAUGAAUGUGGCAAGAAAAGCUAAUCAAUCUGCAAUGGUAGUAGAGAAGAAAAAAACAGAAGCUCCCCCUGCAGAGUGUAGAGGAAUGUCCAAGCAACAAUGGAUUGAAGAGAGGAAGAAGAAAAUCGGGAAUUUGUUGGAUGCCAAAGGGUUAGAUAUGAGCAAGGCAUAUAUGCUAGAUACACAAGAGUCUGCAGAGACAAAGUAUAAGAAAUGGGAGAAGGAGCCUGCUCCAGCUGGUUGGGAUGUUUUUAAUAAGAAGACGCUAUACAAUGCAUACAAGAAGCGGACAAAGAAUGUUGAUGUUGAUGUAGAUGAGUACAAUAGAAUGAAGGAAACUGUUCCAGAAUUUUAUCGAGAAGCUUCAAGUCUCCAGUAUGGAAAGGCACCAAAAUUGUCAGACGAAAAGAUAGAGAGGAUGGUGAAGGAGCUAAAGGACAGGGACGAGAAGCGCCAAUCAUUUAGUCGGAGGAGAAAGUUCCAUGAAGAGAAAGACAUUGACUCUAUUAAUGAUCGUAACGAGCAUUUCAAUAAAAAGAUUGAGCGUGCCUUUGGAAAAUACACCUUGGAGAUCAAGAAUAACCUUGAGAGAGGAUCUGCUUUGCCUGAUUGAGCUAUAUUAAUAUGUACUUUAAUUUUCUGUAUCCUAGAGUGAUGGCCUUUCUUGGUUUAAUUAUGCAUUUUCAAGUAGAGAAAAGGAAAUAAUCUUUUCUUUUGAAAUCAAUUUGUAGAAAUAUUUUCACUAAUGAUUAUUGAAAGGUCCA
Solanum tuberosum (potato) is the source of this 1174-nucleotide messenger RNA. RefSeq names its product pre-mRNA-splicing factor syf2-like. The record is from RefSeq and is a predicted model, not a curated record. NCBI's taxonomy places the organism in Eukaryota, Viridiplantae, Streptophyta, Magnoliopsida, Solanales, Solanaceae. The transcript has a single exon. Bases 127 to 1023 code for a protein of 298 amino acids. Gene Ontology annotation, cellular component: Prp19 complex; post-mRNA release spliceosomal complex; catalytic step 2 spliceosome.